GGAACGUAGUCCACGUCUACGUCACAAUCGGAAUCAUAUGUCAAGAUGUCAAAAAUUUAAAAUGCAAAUUGUCAAACAAUUUAUAGAGGUUAUGUUUGGAUAAGUUUAAGCGGUUAACGCUGACCCUCCAUCGGCUCGUGACGCUCUGACAUGGAUGAAUUGAAGCACAGAGCUGGUGAAAAACUCGAAGCGUUACAUGUAGCAGCAAAAACUGCAGCUGAUAAUGGCAAAUCGCGCGUACAAGAUGUUGUGCAAACCACAGUGGAUGCUAUUCAGAAGAUCCGUGAAGCAUUUCACGAUAUUUGGCACAACGAGCUGAUCGCGGAGGGUCGCGAACGCGCGGCCGCAUGGUCUCGGGAGGCAGUGCGUCGUAUCCGCGAGGGUGCUCCGCCCCUUUCGCCCGUUUUACUUUAUGAAGAACUGGUGGCGUUGUGGCACGAUAGAGUAUGGCGUCGCAGUAUGUUGAUAUUCGCUUGCGGCGUGGUAGUGGGCGGCAGUGCGGGAGUCUUGCUGGGGCUGAAGGUAUCGCGGCGGCAACAAGGCGGACCGCACGCGCGCGCCCUGCACUCGCAGGCUGACCAGUCCGUCAUACUCGUUGAGGACGCUGUAGCUCCUGGUGCGGGUACAGGAGAAGUAUUGGUGCGUGUUCAAGCCUUCAGUAUAUGUACAGUGGACCGCGGAGCACUGCGGGGGCGCGCUCACUUACUGCGCUCCUUAGUGUACCGGGGAUACGUCACUGUUGGGAGAGGAUUCGCUGGUGUGGUGUUGGAUGUCGGUCAAGGUGUGACGGACUUAGAAAUGGGGGACGAAGUAUGGGGAUGUGUUUCCGAAUGGAAUGGCGGCGCGGCCACGGAAUUGUUGACUAUUCGCAGUACCCGAGUGAGCAAGCGACCCCGCGGCCUCGCGGCCGAUACAGCAGCGAGUCUACCUUGGGCCGGGGGCGAAGCCCUAAUGGCGCUUCGGAACAUCGCUUACACACCUGAGAACUGUAAAGGAAAACGGGUAGCUGUGUGUGGCGCGGCUAGCGGCGAAGGUUGUGCCCUAGUACAGUUGUUGAGUACGUGGGGGGUACACGUCACCGUCGUCGCGCCCCGACACGCCGCGCUCACACUCAAGGACCUGGGCGCAUCGGACUUUGUGGAUAUUGAUGGUAACCGCGAGUCGGGGGCGUGGUCCAGCUUAGAGGCGCGCGCCAGACGUACUGGUCCCUGGGACGCCGUGCUCGCCUGCGCCGCUUCAGAGGUCCCCCCCAUAGCACUUGCCAACAAACCUGCCUUACUCAAGGCAACAGCAUCGCGCACAGCUUUCAUCGACUUGAGACCGGGGCCAAUGAUAACCGACCGACUGCCGACGCCUUUUGCUGUAAUAUUCGCUACUUCAUUCUACGCCUACAGAGUCUUGAGGUGGUUGGUAGGCUGUGGUUCGAAUACAGAUUGGCUAGAAGAUCGGUUUAGACUGAGAGAGGGCUUAGAAACUCUAGCGAAACUAGUGGAACGCGGGACCAUGGCGCCCAUACUUGAUAAGGUGUACCUGCCACAAGAGUUCGAGAGCGCACUCGCGCACGCGUGCAGCGACGACGCGAUCGGUACUACAGUAAUACGUUUCCCUUAGCUAAUUACAUCUGUUCCUUUAUGUGAGCCUGGUACAUUUGGGCCCGCAUUAGUUCUAAGCAACCAUCACUGCCAACGGAGAGAUCAUUUAAUUAAAUAAUGAAUUAUUUUUACAAAAAAUAUCGCAUCUUAUCCAAACAUAACGAAAAUAAAAAAAAAGAAAACAUAUAAAAAUAAAAUGUUCUGUACAGACGCUAUGUUGUAAGAUCUAAAUUGAUUUGACUGAAUAGGAAAUUAGGAAUUUAGUGGAAAUUCGAACGAAUUACAUAUUUUUUGACUGCGAAACAAACCUACAGUCUACAAGUACACUUAAAAAUUUACCAGGACCACAUAACUUACUUAGCGAUGUACUAAAAACAAUGGAACUCAAUAAAUGUUCCUGUGGGAUGUUGUUCCUAAAAUUAAUUUACAAGAAAUAUUUUAUAAGAUCAUCCAUCAAUUAGUUACAUAAUUCGAAUAGUAGAAUCGUUGCGAAAUCAAAAGGAUAGUGUUUCAUGGCUAUAUCACACUGAAUAUGUGCAAUUAUAUUUGGUCGAUAUUUAAUAUUUAAGUAGUCAGCUCUCGACAAUAACGUUAUAUAUAAAAUUAUUUACAAAUCGCAAGUAUUCAAACACAAUAAAUAAUAUACAAGAUAUUUAUUUUACUUUUUAAUAUAUUUUUUUGUUGUUUAUUUUAGAGAAAUAUAUCAAUUGUUAUAAUAAGUUUUACUCUUAAUGUUACCUACAGUAUCUAUAUAAUCAGUCUGGAUGUCUACAUGGCGCCUUGAUUUCGUUAAACAUCACAAGACUGUACAAU
Molecule: messenger RNA, 2405 nt
Organism: Spodoptera exigua (beet armyworm)
Lineage: Eukaryota; Metazoa; Arthropoda; Insecta; Lepidoptera; Noctuidae
Source: the annotation of a GenBank genome assembly